UGACAGUCCACCCAAGACACCUGGCUAAUGAUAGCUUUUCGUUUUUUCCGGUGUUUUGCUUUUCUCUCCCAAACCUCAUAACCAGAGCGUUCCUUUCCUCAUCCAAAUACAUCAACGAAGAUGCCUCCGCGAGGUUUUACAAACCCAGCUCCGAAGACGGAGUCCGCCCGCUCUGCACUGAGCUCCUUCACCUGCUCCCUUUGCAACAAAUCCUACUCCCGCCAUCCCGAAUACGAAGCCCACAUCUCCUCAUACGAUCACCAACACCGCAAACGUCUACAAGAACUGAAACAACUGUCGCGCGACCCCAACGCCGCAGAGAAAGCCAGGCGGGCUGAGAAAAAGGCUGACGCAGAGGCCGGGCUGAGGGUGAUCGACACGAACAAGAGUGGCGUAGCGACUGGAGCUGCAGCCCGUCCCGCACCUUCGGGAGGUGGUAGCGGUGGUGGAUUCAAAAAGGGGGGAUUCAAGAGUUCCUUUACGACUGUCAAAGCGCCCGUCCCGCCCUCCGCGCCGACGAAGAAAAACGUCCUAGGAGAAGAUGACGAUGACAGCCCUGGGGCUGAUGAGGUAGAUGUGCCUGCGCGGAACUCGCCUGUCAGAGACGUGAAAAUGCGACAGGAUACCGAGGAGAGCGACACUGACGAAGAGUACGCGAAUGAUACCAUGGGCGGUGGCUACUAUAAUCCUCGACAUCCAACGGGGUGUUUUGUCAACUGUGGUGGUGCUGGAAAUGCCGAGUCUGUACCUGCCAGAGUGUGAUUUACGGGUUUGCCCUUUGUAUAUUGUUGAUGGUUAUGUAUUCAUGAUGGGACCUUUGAAUUGGCGGUGUUAGGCGGGAUAAGGCGUUUGCGGUAAGUCCAACAUGGUUGAAGCAUUUGGCAAUAUGAAGAC
Messenger RNA from Aspergillus campestris IBT 28561, 894 nucleotides. Its product is annotated as putative C2H2 finger domain protein. The transcript has 3 exons. Lineage: Eukaryota; Fungi; Ascomycota; Eurotiomycetes; Eurotiales; Aspergillaceae. Bases 121 to 762 code for a protein of 213 amino acids. The record is from RefSeq and is a predicted model, not a curated record.